Molecule: messenger RNA, 1671 nt
Organism: Alternaria rosae
Lineage: Eukaryota; Fungi; Ascomycota; Dothideomycetes; Pleosporales; Pleosporaceae
Exons: 4
Coding region: 100-1575 (491 amino acids)
Source: RefSeq, a predicted model, not a curated record
UUGUUGUUAUGGCAUAUGGUGGGUGUCCGAGCGCCUUAGAACAACAAAUUCGGCUACAAUUUUCUACCUAUCCCAUCACAGACCACGCUACUAAGCAUCAUGGCUGAACACAACGAAAGCCCUCAGACUUUCAUGCAGCCGAUCAGCCGGACCUCUAUGUUGCCUGCAGCCACAUUCCUCGAUGCUAACGCUUCAUCCAAUUUAGUAUAUUAUGAGGACGAGGUAGAGCCGCAGGUUCUGAUGCCCAGCGUCACCUACACACACCAGGACUAUACGAGCAGGGCGAGCAGCGUCAACACCAGCAGUGCCUAUCAAGGCAGCUCACCGCGCAAGUACAGUGUUGGACGCCGUGUCUCUGGCGAGUCGAUCUUUCUGCCAUUCGCGCACAUGAAUCAACCCCCUUUGGAUGCGACUAUAACUCAGCAGGAGUUCGACGGCAGCAUGGCGAACCCUUUUUACGACUACAAGGCUCCCAACAACUUGGAUGAGAUUCAGUGUCAUGUAGACCUCAACAACAACAUCGGUGAAGUCGUCAACAACCUGACAGUUCGCAUGAACAAGGCCGAGGCGGAAGUCUCGGAGCUACGUGAGACUGUUCUGCAGCUGGCUCUGAGGUCCAUGUCGACUCCAAGCACCCCGAUGAAGGGUGUUCACGAACCGUUCAAGACGUUUGUAUUCUCCAACACCAGUCAGCAGGAUGCACAGGCCUUCGAAACCAAGGUUGUCGGCGGCAGCAAUAAGAAGAAGUCCACCAAGACUCAGGCCCGCAAAGGCCUCCAGGUGAAGAUCCCAAGCAUGAAGAUCCCUACCGCUCCACCGCUCCCCACCGGUCAGCCGGAUUCUGGCUACCUUACCGGCAGCAUGAUGGCCGGGUUCCCCACUACACCAACGUCUGGCGCACUCACCGGUGACAUGAGUUCUGCCUUCCCCAGCUCACCUCUCACUCCUGGUCGCGUCGGCCCUGCUACCCCUAGCAAGCGUGGCAAUACUUCUAUCAGCAAGCGCAAGACACACGUUGCCAGAGGGAACAUGGCGCCAGCGCUCGUCGUCGUGCCCCAGGUUCCUCUUACCGACACCGAGAUCAUUGUCUACUUCUUCCAGUCUCUGGGCCGCCCUACCGUCGCUCUCCGCCUGUACUCCCGCAAAUGGGGCCCCGCCCAGAUCGUCGAGACGCUUAACACCCACCGCGACCUCGAGGGCGGUUACCUGCGCAACACAUGCUCGGUUAAGUGUAUCACCGCUAUCAACAAGGGCAAGGACAAAUACGGUGCCAAUUGGGCUGAUCAGUUCCGCACGGGCAUCGAGAACGCUAAUGAUCUGAUUGCUACUGAUCUCAUCCGUUACGCCCACGACGAGAUGGAAGGUGUGCUUGACUACGACAUUCGCGCUCUCGGUAACGGGCUCAAGAAGCACCCCGAGGCAGGCGUCGACGGAGGUAUCUUUACCCGAUGCGUAGCAUACUGUAUCAAGUACGACGCUCAAUACGCACUGUCUAACGUUCAUGAACUCGCCUGGGCCCUGCAGACCGGUCGUCUGACUGAUGAGGAGGAGGAUGUUAUCGCCGAGGCUGCCUAAUUUUGUUUGAAGCAUACAGAGGUGUUUUGGGGGAGAAGUGUCUCAGAAUAAUUGGUUGUAUACUCCAAGUAAGAUUCUGGCGAAGUAAUACAUGGC